AGCACCCUCGGGUAGAGGAUCACAGGGACAGAAUCAGAGAACCAGAUCCAGGGAGGCCGGCGGAGGUUCCUGCAGAGGGAGCGCCCAGCUCUGAGCCGCUCUUCCUGGGAACGGGCAGGGUCGCCCGGCCUGCCCACUGGCAAGAGGGACGGGACUGACCCACUUGUUCCCAUCAGCUUCUGAAGCAGGUGCCUGUGUUUGUUAGACAAAUACUGCCAGGCCUGCCACCCCUUUAGCUCCAAAGUCAGAGGUGCAGAGAGCCAGGACCAAGAGAUGAGCUGCUCACCAGGGAUGAACAAAUUGCCAGAGAUGUGGUGCAUUGUCCUGUUUUCCCUUGUGGCCUGGGUUUAUGCUGAGCCUACUAUGUAUGGAGAGGUUCUAUCCCCCAACUACCCUCAGGCGUACCCCAAUGAGGUCGAGAAGUCUUGGGACAUAGAAGUCCCUGAAGGGUAUGGGAUCCACCUUUACUUCACCCACCUGGACAUAGAGAUGUCUGAGAACUGCUCCUAUGACUCACUGCAGAUAAUGUCGGGAGGCCAUGAAGAAGGGAAACUCUGUGGACGGAGGACCAGCAAGAAUUCCAACUCUCCAGUGGUGAAAGAGUUCCACAUCCCAUACAAUAAACUCCAGUUGAUCUUCCGGUCGGACUUCUCCAACGAGGAGCGUUUCACUGGCUUUGCUGCGUACUAUGUCGCCGAGGAUAUAAACGAGUGCACAGCUUUUGCAGAUGCUCCUUGCAGCCACUUCUGCAAUAACUUCAUUGGUGGUUACUUCUGCUCCUGCCCUCCGGAAUACUUCCUCCAUGAAGAUAAGAAGAACUGUGGAGUCAAUUGCAGCGGGAAUGUAUUCACCACAAUGACUGGGGAGGUUGUGAGUCCUAAUUACCCCAGUCCAUACCCAGAGAGCUCAAGGUGUGACUAUCAGAUCCAGUUGGAGGAGGGGUUCCGAGUGGUGGUGACCAUGAGGAGAGAAGACUUUGAUGUGGAACCAGCUGACUCCGAGGGCCACUGUCCUGACAGUUUACUUUUUGUGACAGAAGACCAGCAUUUUGGUCCUUACUGUGGGAAUGGCUUUCCUGGGCCACUAACUAUUGAAACCCAGAGCAGCGCUCUGAAUAUCAUCUUCCAAACUGAUGGAUCAGAACAAAGAAAGGGAUGGAAAUUUCGUUACCAUGGAGAUCCAAUCCCUUGUCCUAAAGAAGUCAUUGCCAAUUCCUUCCGGGAGCCUGAGAGAGCAAAAUAUGUGUUCAGAGAUGUGGUGAAGAUAACCUGUGUGGAUGGGUUUGAAGUUGUGCAGGGAAGUGUUGGUUCCCCAUCUUUCUACUCUACUUGUCAAAGCAAUGGAAAGUGGAGUAAUUCCAAGUUGCGGUGUCAACCCGUGGACUGUGGCACUCCUGAACCCAUUCAGCAUGGUAGAGUUGAAGAUCCGGAAAGUACUCUGUUCGGUUCCAUCACUCGCUACUCUUGUGAGGGACCAUAUUACAGCAUGGAACAUGAAGGGAGCGAGGUGUAUCACUGCAGCGGCAAUGGGAGCUGGGUGAACGAGGUGCUGGGCACAGAGCUGCCAAAAUGCGUUGCAGUCUGUGGCACCCCCAGCGAGCCUUUUAUAUCAACACAAAGAAUAUUUGGAGGCUCCAUGGCAAAGAUUGAAAAUUUCCCCUGGCAAGUCUUCUUCUCGAACCCAUGGGCUGGUGGGGCUCUCAUUGAUGAAUACUGGGUGCUGACAGCUGCCCAUGUCGUGGAGGGAAAUGAUAUGCCAGUGAUGUAUGUUGGAUCCUCCUCAGUGGUCACCUCACAAUUGUCAAAUGCUCAGAUGCUCACUGCCGAGAGAGUGUUCAUCCAUCCAGAAUGGGAGGUCCUGGAUCCUUCGAUAGUACGGAAGAAUUUUGACAAUGACAUUGCACUGGUGCGCCUGAGAGACCCAGUGCAAAUGGGACCCAAGGUCUCCCCUAUCUGCCUACCAGGCACCUCCUCAGAAUAUGACCCCCCAGAGAAUGUCCUGGGGCUGAUCUCAGGCUGGGGUCGAACAAAUGCCAAAAGUCAUGUUAUUAAGCUCAGAGGGGCAAAGCUACCCGUUGCUCCCUUAUCCAAAUGCCGGGAGGUGAAGGGGGUCAAUCCUGGAAUAGAUAUCAGUUCUUUUGUUUUCACUGAGAACAUGAUCUGUGCCGGUAAUGACAAGGGUGUUGAUAGCUGUGAGGGGGACAGUGGUGGGGCCUUUGCCGUACAGGACCCUAAGGAAAACAACCCCAAGUUCUAUGUUGCUGGUUUGGUGUCCUGGGGCCCCCAGUGUGGGACCUACGGGAUCUACACUCGAGUCAAGAACUAUGUUGACUGGAUAAGGAAGACAAUGCAGGAAAAUAGUGCCCCCAGUGUAGACUAACCAUACAGGUUCUACCAGCCUCUCUAAGGGCCGUGACCCCUCUGGACUUUCUGUUCCUCACAAUAAUCCCAUUAUUUCAUCAUGACUGAGAGAGGACAUGGGAGUAAGAUUGAGCUGUUGAUAGAACUUGUUUGUUGGGAUACCUGAUUGGAGGUAGGGUUCUGCUCCUGUGGUUGUGUUGGUCUUGGAUGACCCACUCCUGUUCCAGUUCUGACUCUGAAAUUUGCUGUGGGGCAUUCUCUUGAUUUUUUUGUUUCCCCUUUACCUGUUUGAAGUUGACUGUAUCAUUUCUGCUAUCUACUUGUAAUAAAGCAUGUUUAUAACCCA
Molecule: messenger RNA, 2706 nt
Organism: Odocoileus virginianus texanus
Lineage: Eukaryota; Metazoa; Chordata; Mammalia; Artiodactyla; Cervidae
Gene: C1S
Product: complement C1s
Biological process (GO): complement activation; proteolysis
Cellular component (GO): extracellular region
Molecular function (GO): calcium ion binding; serine-type endopeptidase activity
Source: RefSeq, a predicted model, not a curated record